Messenger RNA from Parnassius apollo (apollo), 237 nucleotides. The record is from the annotation of a GenBank genome assembly. NCBI's taxonomy places the organism in Eukaryota, Metazoa, Arthropoda, Insecta, Lepidoptera, Papilionidae.
AUGCCGUGUGGCUUUUCUAAAAAAAGCGUUAAGCUUGAAUUGUUGUUGGCAGAAUUGGACGAUGAAGCCAUCGGCAAUUUAUUAGAAGAUUCCGAUAUUGGGGACUUCAUACCUUCCGAUGAUGAUUUCCACGAUCCGGAAUUUAUACGACCAGAAAGCAGUAUGAGUUCUACGGAGGAAAAAAGUGAUGGACCUGAUGUUAGUACAUCAUUUAUACAAGCUCGCGGAAGGACUUGA